Beauveria bassiana ARSEF 2860 is the source of this 399-nucleotide messenger RNA. RefSeq lists its product as uncharacterized. The transcript has a single exon. Bases 1 to 399 code for a protein of 132 amino acids. The record is from RefSeq and is a predicted model, not a curated record. NCBI's taxonomy places the organism in Eukaryota, Fungi, Ascomycota, Sordariomycetes, Hypocreales, Cordycipitaceae.
AUGCAAAAAUUGUCAAUACAGCAUAUGCAGUUCGCUGUGCGCAGUGCCCUGCGGCCGCGGUUGCCGCAGCACAUCCUCGCGCGCCACGCAUACUUGUCCACCAGCGCGCGCUGCUACCGCUCUGGGGACGACGCGUUGAACAAGACAGUCUCUACCGACACUACCGCAGCGACACAGAAGAAGCCCGGAGUCAAGCCGGUAACAGUCGAGACAGAGAGCGGGAACCCGGAGCUGCCCAAGUUUAGCCUCGACGGGCUGGGCGUCAGCAAAAACAUGAAGAUUUUCCUCAUAGUAGUGCUGAGCAUCUUUGGCACCAUGGAGACGUGGUUCUACUGCAAGGCCAUUUGGCGCUGGUGGUAUGGCGAGCAAGGCCUUGCCGUCACCACAGACGACAAGUAA